Messenger RNA from Colossoma macropomum (tambaqui), 720 nucleotides. RefSeq names its product taste receptor type 2 member 119-like. Gene Ontology annotation, molecular function: G protein-coupled receptor activity. NCBI's taxonomy places the organism in Eukaryota, Metazoa, Chordata, Actinopteri, Characiformes, Serrasalmidae. The transcript has a single exon. The record is from RefSeq and is a predicted model, not a curated record. Gene Ontology annotation, biological process: sensory perception of taste; G protein-coupled receptor signaling pathway. The coding region runs from base 1 to 720 and encodes 239 amino acids. Gene Ontology annotation, cellular component: membrane.
AUGACCACUUUGUUGGUCAUCAGUGACUUGACCUACUCUUUUACAGCACACUUUGACAGUGUUGGUUUCUAUUAUUUUACAGCAGAGUGUUUGCUGUUUACCAUGAGGACCAGUGUUACCUCAUGCCUCUGGCUGAAUGUGUUCUACUACUGUCAGAUUGUUCCAGCUAAACAUCCUUUGCUCAUCUUGCUGAAAAAGAAUAUCAAACUUUUUGUUUAUUCUGCUUUAAUCCUUGACAAGUUCAUCUUUUUGUAUGGGAUUGCUGCUUCUGUUGUGCAUCACAUGAUAACUACACCAUACACAGCCACAUACCUACACAAGAAUGCAGUAAAACAUGCAGUUAAAGUUGAUUUUUGGUUACGAUUAAUUUAUUUCUUGUUCAGUCUUUGUGUGAUGUUGACAUCAAGCUGUGCGACUGUUCUCUACCUGCGGAGACACAUGAAGAACAUGGAGGAGAGCAGCAGAUCCUCUCCACAUCUUCACUCACAGAUGAGGGUGACCAUCACGGGAAUCGUACAGACUCUCCUUUACUUUCUCUGCUCAGUUUGGCUAAUAACUGAUGAUAUUGUUUAUCAUCUUUCUAGUGCAGAUUUUGACUCGAAAGCCUAUAUCAUUUGCACUGUUAUUACAUUGUACUCUUUUUGGACGAACAUUAACUUGGGUCUUGGCCAGUCAAUAUUCCCGGGAGCGGAUACUUCUCUUUUGGCCAAAACCUUUUGA